Messenger RNA from Fraxinus pennsylvanica, 1668 nucleotides. The record is from the annotation of a GenBank genome assembly. NCBI's taxonomy places the organism in Eukaryota, Viridiplantae, Streptophyta, Magnoliopsida, Lamiales, Oleaceae.
AUGGAAAUCCCAGAGAAAUUCGGCAGGUUUUCGAGCUGCCGGGGAGUGGCUUUCGAAAUCAAACCACAUUCAGAUCCAUUUGCAAUUUCCAAUCCCACCAUCGAUCCACCUAGAAACAGUAGAAAAUUUUGGCUUCCAUGGGGGAAUGCUUCAAAAAUUGUUCCAUCUUCGGAACUCAUGCAAAGGUCAAUGAGCCGAACCAGCAGCCAUUUCUGUGAUCUUGAAGUUGAUUAUGAUGAUGAAGAUGAUGAUACUCUUGCUGAUAUUGAAGAAGGCUAUGAAGAAGAGAAAGUGGAGACACUGCCACUGCCUCUUCCACCAGCCUUCAGUAAACGUGAACUGCCCAAAGCCACCGGCAGCGCAGCCAAGGCGAAGCCAUCGAGACUGUCGGUGAUACUUCUUGAUCAAGGCUUGUUCACUGUUUACAAACGGCUCUUUGUCGUUUGUUUGGCUUUAAACAUUACUGGUCUGGUUCUUGCAGCAACUGGACACUUACCAUAUGCAAGAAACCGAGCCGCCUUAUUUUCUAUAGCAAACAUUUUUGCUUUGGUCCUCUGCCGGAGUGAGGCGUUUUUAAGGAUUGUUUUUUGGGCGGUGGUGAAUGUUUUAGGGUGGUCAUGGGUUCCAUUGAGGCUAAAGACAAUGGUCACAGCCAAUAACGUUAGAGAACCACCUUAUGACAGUAGCUGUGGUAUUUCAUCAAUUGCAUGGCUUGUUUAUGCUUUAGUCCUCACUCUUAAAGACAGAGAAAACACUUCCUCCGCCAUAAUUGUCGUCGCCUCGGCCAUUCUUGCACUUCUCUGCCUCUCUUCUCUGGCGGCGUUCCCCCUAGUCCGCCACCUCCACCACAACGUGUUUGAGAGGACUCACCGAUUUGCUGGUUGGACUGCCCUUGCCCUUCUCUGGGCAUUCAUCAUCCUCACAAUCUCUUACGACCCGAAAACCAAAUCCUACAGCGAUGAUCUUGGAUUAAAACUGAUCAAACAGCAGGAGUUCUGGUUUACAUUGGGAAUUACUACACUAAUUUUAAUUCCAUGGUUGAGUGUGCGCAGAGUCUCGGUUAGGGUUUCUUCCCAAUCCGGUCAUGCCUCGAUCAUCAAGUUCGAAGGCGGUAUUAAAGCUGGAAUCUUGGGCCGGAUUAGCCCGUCCCCCCUUUCCGAGUGGCAUGCAUUCGGAAUCAUUUCAGAUAAUAAGAAAGAGCACAUGAUGCUCGCUGGUGCAGUUGGUGACUUCACAAAAUCGUUGGUCUCAAAUCCACCAAGCCACUUGUGGGUUCGACAGGUGCACUUUGCGGGACUUCCUUAUUUAACAAACUUGUACGACAGGGUGCUUCUAGUGGCCACCGGCUCGGGAAUCUGCGUCUUCCUCUCCUUUCUCCUACAGCCAUGUAGAGCCGAAGUCUGCUUACUUUGGGUGACAAAAGGGGUGGAACAAAAUUUUGGUAAAGAAAUCAAACAAAUGUUGUCUGGACAUCCUAACGAUAAGGUUAUUAUCCAUGACACAGCAGUGCUUGGACGCCCCAACGUGUCGCAAAUGAGUGUUGACACGGCCAAGAAAUGGGGAGCGGAGGUUGUGAUUGUCACCAGCAACCCGGAGGGAAGUAGGGACGUGGUUAAUGCAUGCAAGGGUGCUGGAAUUUCUGCCUUCGGUCCUAUUUGGGAUUCUUGA